Mus caroli (Ryukyu mouse) is the source of this 4272-nucleotide messenger RNA. Lineage: Eukaryota; Metazoa; Chordata; Mammalia; Rodentia; Muridae. The record is from RefSeq and is a predicted model, not a curated record.
UUUAUUCAUGGGUCUGUAUGACUGAAGGCCACAUGUAUGUGAAUGUCUUGGAGGCCAGAUGAAUGUGUCAGUCCCCUGGAGCUGGAGUUAACAGGCAGUUGUGAGCCACCCGAUGAUGCGGGGACUGGGAUCCAGAUGCUGGUCCUCAGGAAGAACAGCAAGCGAGCAGAGCCAUUGCUCCUCGUCCUUUCCCUCUGCUCCUAAGAGUUUCAGUUGACCCUGCUAUCCUGACGCCACUGCGCCUUUGGACUUCCUGCCCCUGGGCCUCUCUGGCCUCCUCACAGUGAGAUAUUAUCCACACUGGCCUCCAGCACAGUGCUGGUGGCCUUGGAGGUAGCAUGCUGGCAAUUUGGGUUUGUUGUAUUGUCCCUCAGCCAAGAACUGAUGAUCAGGUGGCAGAACAAAGUUUGAAGCCAAGAUUAGCGAACUAAAAAUAGUUACAUCAGGUGGUGUGGGCAGCCCUGAGGCCUGAAGGGGGGGAGCGAAACAGGACUGAAGAGGUUCAGUGUCUCCUCCCUUCCCAUCCUCCACCUCCAGAUUCCCACAGGCAGCCUCACAUACAGAACCACGCUUAGCUAUUGAGAAGAUGGUGGACCACUUGGCAAACACGGAGAUCAACAGCCAGCGGAUUGCAGCAGUGGAGAGCUGUUUUGGGGCAUCGGGGCAACCGCUGGCCCUGCCGGGCCGUGUGCUCCUAGGCGAGGGGGUACUGACCAAGGAGUGCCGCAAGAAGGCCAAGCCACGCAUCUUCUUUCUUUUCAACGACAUCUUGGUGUACGGCAGUAUUGUGCUUAGCAAGCGCAAGUACCGCAGCCAGCAUAUUAUUCCCCUGGAAGAGGUAACAUUGGAGCCACUGCCCGAGACCCUGCAAGCCAAGAACCGAUGGAUGAUCAAGACAGCCAAGAAGUCCUUUGUGGUGUCGGCAGCCUCCACCACUGAGCGCCAGGAAUGGAUAAGCCACAUCGAAGAGUGUGUGCGGAGGCAGCUACUGGCCACAGGUCGCCAGCCCACCACGGAGCACGCAGCGCCCUGGAUCCCGGACAAGGCCACGGACAUCUGCAUGCGCUGCACGCAGACGCGCUUCUCCGCACUCACCCGUCGUCACCACUGCCGCAAAUGCGGGUUUGUGGUCUGUGCUGAGUGUUCCAGGGAGCGUUUCCUGUUGCCACGUCUCUCUCCCAAGCCCCUUCGCGUCUGCAGCCUGUGCUACCGAGAGCUGGCCGCCCAGAAGCGGAGGGAGGAGGCCAGGGAGGGGAUCGGAGGCUCUCCACAGCAGCUGUCCCACCUAGGCGGCACUGUCUGUGGUGCAUCCAGUGGCGAUGACGAUGACUCCGAUGAGGACAGAGAGGGCAAUGGAGAUGGUGACUGGCCCACCCAGGUGGAGUUCUAUGCUUCUGGUGUCUCCUGGUCAGCUUUCCAUAGUUGACCCUUACCUGCAGAGUGUUUGCAUCAAGUCAGUUCUUUGCCGGAGACCCUUGCCCAUGGCAGUGGGCAUGUGACAGGUGGCUGUUCCAGAGCCAUUACUAGUGCCUUUCUACUAGACAGUAGCCUCCCGGGCCCUCUUCUAAGUCUUUUUCAGAUAAUUUCCUUUCCAUUUCAUAUGCAGUCCUUGGUGAUCAAGCUAUAGCUGCAGCUCUUGGAACUUGACCAGGCCAGGUGCCCCACGCAUUAAGGGUUAAAGAGGGCAAAGGGAAGCUUGGGCUUCAGACCCCAUUCCACCUUCAACCAUGAACAGGUACAGCCCAUGGGAGAGCAUGAGACUUGCACAUCCACCAUGCAGAUAUCACCACCUGGCAACCAGGUCCUGCCAAACUGGACGCCAGAUGUACGGUGUGUGCCCUUCAGGCCCAGGUGACCUACAGCCUGAGCUCUCUGAGCUCAAGCCAGCCCAUCAAGCCCUCUGCCCUGUCACUACCAAGGUGUCUGGUGCCCAUUUGGCUUGUCCCCAUCUCUGUCUGUGGUUAAUAGAAUCAGUGCUUUCUCUUAGGACUCUAGGGUCAGGGAGAAAAACCCUAUCCAAACUGAUUUACCAAUAAACAAGAAUAAAGUAUCAACUCUUGAUUGCUAAGAGUACCCUAGCUUCAGACACUGCUCAGUCCAGGGUAGAGACCAUGGCUCUAGGGAUAACCAUCACUGAUACUGCUACACUGGGCAUUCCUGAAAAUGCCUCCCACCCAGUGAGACAUUCACGCCACCAGGUCCCUGGCUCCCCAAGAACAGAGCUCCAUACUCUUGUUCUGAUAGCUAGCCAGCCUUCCUACUUUCCUUCCUUCCUUUUGAGACAAGAACUUGCUACAUAGGGCGAAGACAAACUUGAGAUCCUCUGUUCCUCAGCCUCCCUGGUGCUGGGAUUCCAGACAUGUACCACUGCACCCUGCUUAUGGCUGUGGGCUAUCUAAAUGGGUGAGAUAAGGAAGGAAACAGUGUCUCAGCCUGAUCCUUCUGGGAUGAAAAGCUCCCCUGUGUCGUCUCCUGCACUGCUGCUGCAGAUGGUGUCUGGGGAGCAAGCCACCAGCCUUUCAUGUUGACUGUAGAGCUUCAAGGCCCUUCAGAAACCUUCUAUAAAGCUGUGUGCAUGACAGUUCCUGCCUGUAAUCCCAGGACUCAGAGCCCUGCUUAUACAAAAGCCCUGUCUUGAGAAUGAGUCUUUGCCCAGUACCUGGCAGUCCUUGCCUGGAGUCCCUGUACAUAGAGUGGGGUCACUUUUAGCUACGUGUGGGACUUUGGUGCUAGGAAAACUCCCCUCCAAUUUCUGGUAUAGUGAACCCCAUUAUCAGGAUUCUCCAGAUCCCAAAGCUUGCGGUUGACAGACUCGUGGCUACCCUUCAGAGACUGCUGGAGGGAUCUCAGUAUGGAGUACCCAAGAGCUGCCUGUGACCCUUUCUGCAUGGCAGUGACAGGCUAGGGGACAUUGGGAAGCCCUUUCCCUCCAUGGCCUCUGUCAGCCACACAAACUAGUUCAGGCUGCUUUUCCUGUUUGGGCAGAGGGCACAGGGCCAGGCAGGUUCUCAGGUGAGGAAGGAGCAGCUUCCUGAAGCUAGAACUGGCAUCUUCUCAGAAGCCCAGGCCAGGCAGCCCCAUCCUUCCCACCCAGGGGUGCUGACCAACAACCCUCACUCCCCUGGAACCUUCCUGUCCAGGAAACCCUCAGGGUAUAAAAGGCAGUAGUUCCCUUGGACCGAUGGCACUAUCUGAGGCUGACUGGGUAUAGAGGUGGUUCUCAGCCAUUGGACAAAAUAAGCAGGGUGUCGGGAGCCUGUGUGGUCGGAGCCAUGUGGCACUGUGGGAAGGAGAGAUGGGAACUGGCUCAUCCCUCACCCCAGAGCUCAGCUUGACUCCCUCUCCCACAGACCUAAGACUAGGAUGUUACUCCCCUAAACUCCAAGAUGUUGGAGACCACAAGGGCCCUGGAUGGUCAACAACCUUGGAAAGGAGUUCACUUAUGCUAAGCUACUGGGAUGUGUAUUCCCUGCCAGAUGCCAGAGGCACAGCUGUGACUAAGAUGGACAGGGUCCUGGCUCAGCUCUCAGUUGAGAAGGGAGGCUAGAGGUAGGCUGAGGUUGGUACCAGGUGCAGAGAGUGAGCUGUGCCAAUGGAGAAACAACACCCCAGGAACUGGCAGCGACUAGUAUGGAGGCCCUGAAGAGGAAGGGGUCUGUGUGUCCUGGAGAAGCAUGUUGGAGUCCAAAAGGAAGUAGACCCCCAGAACCACAGAGACUUCUACAGGUAGCAGUCUAUUCUCUGCUCUGGGGACUGUUCUGACUUGUAGACAGAUGGCUGGAGAGUGUGGGGACAGGUGUGGGGACUGUGUAGCCAGAGCUAGCCUAGGAUUCCCAAAGGGAAGUCUAUCAAAAGCCCAUCCUCUGCCCUUUCUGCCUGUGGUGGUGGGCGGGCUUCCCUGGCCUCCCUCCCACCUCUGACUCUUUUGUACUGAGAUACUGAGGGGACUCCCUGUAUGACCUAGAUGACUGUCAGGAUCUUUGCCUCGGACUCUUUAUGAGACCAAGUGGCACCCAGUAUGUGCCACUCCUGAAGGGGAGUGGGGAACAGACUGCAGGAAUGAAGGCCUUGAAAUAAGUUGCAGAAGAAAGCAAAAUGGUGCAGUCACUACAGAAGCCAUUGUGCAGGCUCUCUACAAACAAAACCGCUGGGGAUGGCCCUGUUCAAUCUGGGUAUUCAGCAUACACUUGGGUACCAUCAUUAUCCUGGCAAUAUUCACAAUGGCCAGGUGUCCAACAUGUGAAUGAAUAAAGAAAAUACAGUGUACAUGCA